CAGCAGUGGAAGAGGGGACAGAUUCAGUAUUUGACGGGAGAGACCAGGGGAAAGAUCCAAGGAACGCCUGCACAUUUCAACAAGGGAUGGAACGAAUUAAGACUUUGUUUCUGCUCUGUUUGGUGGCAUUUACUACCUCUGUGACAUCCAGACAAGACAAUGUGUGUUUCAGACCUCAGCUGGGCGACAAUAUCGAGAUGAGUGGGUUCCAGAGGUUCUACAGCCCCGGCGAAGAGAUAGCGCUCUCCUGUAAACAGGGUUACACCCCCGUGUUGGGACCGCGGACGAUUGUUUGCAUUGCCAGCGGAGAGUGGACCACAACCAAAUUACUGUGCAUACCAAAACGGUGCCCCUAUCCUGAUCAACUGUCUAAUGGAGAACUGGACUACGAGGAUACUGGGUACCAGAGUAAAAUCAACUACACCUGUAAUGAAGGGUACACCCUGAUUGGAGCCGACACCGCUGAGUGCCUUGCCAAUGGAACAUGGAGCACAUCAGUACCAGAGUGCAAACCUGUGACCUGUGGACUCGCUCCAAUCCCACAGUUUGGGAUGAUAGUUUAUGACAGGAGGAUCAGUGGGAACACCACUGAAUACGGCGACCGGGUGACGUACAAGUGUCUGCCACCACACGUAGUUGUUGGCGACCCAAGAGCAGAGUGCACUGCCAGCGGUACCUGGACCAAGACACCUGAAUGUCAAGUGGUGACCUGCCCUCUGCCAGGGAAUAUCGACAGAGGCUACGUGUCAAGCAAUGACCACAGGGACUAUGACUUCGGGGAAACUGUCAAAUAUGGCUGCACUGGAGACUAUGUGCUUGAAGGAAACCUUGAGAUUGUCUGUCAGCAGAAUGGGAAGUGGUCUGAAAAGCCAUCCUGCAAGGCUCCGUGCAGCAUUGCCAUACCGAGAGGUAGGAUACUCUACAAAGGCCGAAAAAUCUGGAUUGAAGACCUGAGCCCUAACAGAGUCUUGCACAAAGAUAUCGUCUCAGUCUACUGCAGGGACAAAGCCAGGAACUGUGGUUACGCCGUGCCAACCCAGUGCAUUGAUGGAAAACUCAAAAUCCCAGACUGCUUUGAACAUCCCAGCAGUACCGAGUAUAACCUUCAUUCAAGUUCACUUCCAUCAGAAAUCACACAGUGCUGAGACAGCAGAAGGUCCCUUCUCUGGUGAUUGUCAAACCAGUACAAUAUGGAAAAGUUGGCUGUGUGUUCUGCUCUCUAAAAAUAAAGAAUAUGGUCUGACUCAA
Messenger RNA from Acanthopagrus latus (yellowfin seabream), 1248 nucleotides. Its product is annotated as beta-2-glycoprotein 1-like. The coding region runs from base 87 to 1145 and encodes 352 amino acids. The record is from RefSeq and is a predicted model, not a curated record. NCBI's taxonomy places the organism in Eukaryota, Metazoa, Chordata, Actinopteri, Spariformes, Sparidae. Gene Ontology annotation, biological process: negative regulation of complement activation, classical pathway. The transcript is spliced from 8 exons.